Messenger RNA from Arabidopsis thaliana (thale cress), 906 nucleotides. Its product is annotated as Ubiquitin-conjugating enzyme family protein. Gene Ontology annotation, biological process: protein neddylation. The record is from RefSeq and is marked reviewed. The transcript is spliced from 6 exons. Lineage: Eukaryota; Viridiplantae; Streptophyta; Magnoliopsida; Brassicales; Brassicaceae. Gene Ontology annotation, molecular function: ubiquitin-like protein transferase activity. The coding region runs from base 179 to 736 and encodes 185 amino acids.
CGUAAUAUUAGUUUCGGAUUUUCAUUAUAUAUAUAGUUUGAAGAAGGGUUGUAAUUUUUUCAGAAUCAGCUUACGGAGAAAGCUACGUUCGUUCGUUCCUCGUCGAACCAAAUCAAUAGUGAAGACGAAAGGUUCGCUCAUCUUUGUAUUGAUCUAAAGAAUUUGCAACUCAAGAACGAUGAUUGGGUUAUUCAAAGUGAAAGAGAAGCAAAGAGAAGAGUCUCAAAGUAACAACGGAAGAGGAGCUUCUACUGUCAAGAAGCAAUCUGCUGGUGAACUUCGUCUUCACAAAGAUAUAUCGGAGCUGAACUUACCAAAGUCUUGUAAGAUAUCUUUUCCGAAUGGGAAGAAUGACUUGAUGAAUUUUGAAGUAACCAUUAAACCUGAUGAAGGAUAUUACUUGAGUGGUAACUUUGUGUUCUCAUUCCAAGUCUCUAAUAUGUACCCCCACGAAGCUCCUAAAGUGAAAUGCAAGACCAAGGUGUAUCAUCCGAAUAUCGAUCUAGAAGGAAACGUCUGUCUGAACAUCUUGCGUGAAGACUGGAAACCGGUUCUCAACAUAAACACAGUUAUCUACGGUCUUUUCCAUCUCUUCACGGAACCCAAUUACGAGGAUCCUCUGAACCAUGAAGCAGCUGCAGUGUUGAGGGAUAACCCGAAGACGUUCGAGUAUAAUGUCAGAAGGGCAAUGAUGGGUGGCCAAGUUGGCCAAACCUCAUUUCCUCGCUGCAUGUAGUCUGUCUCUGGUUCGGUUUCAUAGCCCUUUUCUUCUUCUAAAAUUUUUUGUCUUGUCUACUCUUGUACAUUGAGACCAAGAGAUUUUAGGAAUUUUCUGAAUGUUUUUAAAUAUUAAUUUAACUCCUCUACCGCACAAUUCUUUUUCAAUUCACUACCAGAUUAUAGCCA